Messenger RNA from Aspergillus nidulans FGSC A4, 1914 nucleotides. RefSeq lists its product as uncharacterized. The record is from RefSeq and is a predicted model, not a curated record. Lineage: Eukaryota; Fungi; Ascomycota; Eurotiomycetes; Eurotiales; Aspergillaceae. The transcript has 3 exons. Bases 1 to 1914 code for a protein of 637 amino acids.
AUGAUUGCAUGUUGCAGGCCAUUCAUAGACAAGGGCACACUUGAAAGAAGAAAUGGCAUCCAUUGGAGAAUGCCAGCGGCUAUGGCCGUAUGUUGGAUUAUAGGACUAGGGCUGGCGCUUGGUCACCAUUUUUACUACUUCUCCUUGGAUGGCACCAUCGUUCCCGGACAAACUCAGCAGGAAUGGUCCUUGAGAGUAGGCACCGGACUCGCCUUUUUAACGAAGACGUUUUUGACUACAAGCGUCGGUAUCGCCUGCGUCCAGAAUAUCUGGUGGAUCUUACGAAUGAAACCGGUGAGGCUGUCAACUCUAGAUUCAAUGUGGGAUAUCCGGGGCAACAUCUUCAACUUCUUCGACCUCCAUAUAUGGCUUCGAGGUCCUAAUGUGGCUAUACUGGGGCUAAUCUCGUGGUGCGUGGUCCUUGUCUAUGUGGUCUCAAGCCUGCUAAAGUGCCUCAGGUGUAUUCCCCUGGUCACUGUUGUGACCCCUUCAACGCUAUCAGUUCGUUCUACAAUAGGGUCUAUGUUACAAGAACAACAAAUGCCAGCCAUUGAUUUUAACUUCGACAAAUUCUACACCAUGGACGAUGGGGGCCCGACGGGUCCAACACCGAGCGUCACCCGCUUCAUAACCGGAGCCGUCAUCCAAGGAACGAUUCCCAGCAUUCCAGCACCAGCGCCAAACUCGUCAUAUUCACUGACCUUCCCUGGCCCGCUAAUCCAAUGCAGUAACUCCAGUGCCAAUGUGAGCCAGCAAGUAUACGACUGGGCACAUGCCAACUACGCCCACUCCACGUCUUUCAUGGGCUUCAUGUCCGAGACAGAUAACAUAUCUCAUGCCAUGAACCAGCUAGUCUACGAGCCCUACCAAGGUCCUGAUAACGGAGAUAGGGACGCUGAUGUGGCUGGCAAAUUGAUAAUGACCGUCUCGCCAUAUAUGCCUCUGGAUAAGCGAUGGGUGGUAGAAUGUGGUAUAUACAACGCCUCGUAUUCAGUGGACUUCAACUUCACCAACGGCGUUCAAUCAACUAGGAUCACUGAUCUCCAGAUUCUGGGUCGUGUGCGGGAUCACAGACAACACGAGAUACCCCCCCCCGCGAACGAAGACCAGCUUUUCGCUUACACGGCCAUGAUGAGGGUGUUUCGAGAUGUGUUGAUAGGAAGAUGCGUUCAAAGCGGCUCAAUCUGCACCGACACAAAAAUUUAUUCCUCCGCGCUAGUCAAUUCCAAACAAAUCUGGCAGCUGGUUUAUAACGAUAAAAAGAAAGUCGGCAAUACGACUUACGACUCCCUAGGCUCAAUCCUAGACGUUGCCUCGGAGUUAGGGCGGAAUAUCACCCUAAGCUUCUUUGGCAGUCCCUAUUUCCUAAACACGUCCAUUGGCCCCCUCGUCAACGUAACUACCCACCCAAGCCAAACCGAAUAUGUUUACUCCCAGCGCAAUCUACUCCUCGCCUACGGCCUCUCCGUCUUCACCUCUCUCCUCUGCAUAAUCGCAGGUCUGCUCACGAUGUGGGAUAAUGGAAUCGCCUUCCUCGACUCCCCCACCACAAUCCUCCGCGCAACGCGAAAUCCAAUGUUCGACGAGAUCGUGCCGACAGAUUCCACGACAGGCGCGGAUCCAACGCCCGAGUCAUUGUCCAAUACUCGGGUGCUUUGGGUGCAGUCAGCUAGUCCUGGGUCUAAUCAUACAGUUGCUGGUUUGAAACCGCUGCCAAACACGGCGGAGCCGGAGAAGACAGGAAAUGACAAUAGGACUGCAAAUGCGGGCUCCGAGACUGGUUUGCAGGCGAUGACUCCCAUCACCUUUAGCAACGGUAUUCCGGGUUGGGAGAGGAAGCGGUACCGGCCAACUAUCUCAAUGGUUGAAACCGAGACAAGGGAAGCGUCACCACCGCCCGGUGGGUUUAUAUAA